AAAGAUACAGAAAGGGAAGAAGAAAGCUGUGCUUGUUUCUGAAUUACCUUCAGGGUAAUGAAGGACAUCAUGGAGGAAGCCAUGGAGAGAAACCUCAUCCACUAUAUGAGCUUGAUGGAUAUGAGCAGCCCCAGGCCCUCCACCACUAAUAUUAGUAGUAAUACAACAAGGUUCUUGUUCAAUCUUAAUGCAGGUGGGUCCCAGGGUCGAGAGGAAGUGUUGCACCCGGAUGAAAGGACAAUGUUUAUGACGUUCUCAAAGGGCUACCCAGUUACUGAAAUGGAGAUCAAAGAAUUCUUUACAUGGAUCUAUGGGGAUUGCAUUGAGUCUCUAUACAUGCAAGAAGUGCUUCCUGGAGAACAAUCUUUGUUUGCAAGAAUUGUGUUUUAUUUGCCUGUUGCUAUUGAUAUGAUCCUAAAUGGUGCAGACAAGGCUAAGUUCACCAUCAAUGGCAAGCAUAUGUGGAUUCGCAAGUUUGUGUCCAAACGUCAUAUGUACUAUUCUUCUUCUUUUUCAUCAUACUUCAUCGAUACAACUUCAGUGCCAUCGGGUAUCAACAUAGCUCCUUACAACAGACGCCUAUUCUCUCGGUUCAUUUAGGCUUGCGUUAUCAUUUUCACUUUUUUAUUUUCAAUUACUAGUCCCCAACCACACACAUUUAAUGGUUUCAGCAUGAUGAGGAUUGUAUUAAUCUAGACAAAGACACCCUUUAUUUGUUAAUCCUUUAAUAUUGAUUGUAUCAAUAAGUUUAUUU
Impatiens glandulifera is the source of this 754-nucleotide messenger RNA. RefSeq lists its product as uncharacterized. The record is from RefSeq and is a predicted model, not a curated record. Bases 58 to 600 code for a protein of 180 amino acids. The transcript is spliced from 2 exons. Lineage: Eukaryota; Viridiplantae; Streptophyta; Magnoliopsida; Ericales; Balsaminaceae.